This is a messenger RNA of Nymphaea colorata (pocket water lily), 2429 nucleotides long. Its product is annotated as transmembrane 9 superfamily member 8-like. Lineage: Eukaryota; Viridiplantae; Streptophyta; Magnoliopsida; Nymphaeales; Nymphaeaceae. Bases 131 to 2056 code for a protein of 641 amino acids. The record is from RefSeq and is a predicted model, not a curated record. The transcript has 7 exons. Gene Ontology annotation, cellular component: membrane. Gene Ontology annotation, biological process: protein localization to membrane.
UUCUCCCAUAAUUAUAUAAAAUCCCCGAUUUCUGCUGCUGCUGCUGCUCUCUCUCUCCCCUCCCCCCCCCUCUCUCUCUCUGUCUCCGUCCUCGACCGGAGCCCUAAUUCUUCUCUUCGCCUUCCUUCCCAUGGCUACCCGCCGAUCCGUCUCCGCGCAUCUAUGGAUUCCGGUCGUGUUUUUCCUCUGUAUCGUCGGUGGAGGCAGAUCUUUCUACCUACCAGGUGUUGCUCCGGAAGAUUUCGAAAAGGGUAGUGUGCUGAUGGUGAAAGUAAACAAGCUGACGUCUACAAAAACUCAGCUUCCUUAUUCAUAUUAUUCCCUUCCAUACUGUUCACCAGAAAAGAUAGUCGACAAUACUGAGAAUCUUGGAGAAGUGCUCCGUGGUGACAGGAUUGAGAACUCGGUUUAUGUGUUUAAUAUGAGAGAGCCACAGAGUUGCAAACUGGCGUGUAGAAAAGUAUUGACUGCAAAGGAUGCAAAGCACUUCAAGGAAAAAAUAGAUGACGAAUAUCAUGUCAAUAUGAUACUGGAUAAUCUUCCCGUAGUAGUUCCUUUGAAACGACAGGAUCAGGAAUCAGCUACCUUCUACCAACAUGGUUUUCUAGUCGGCAUCAAAUUGCAUGAGAGAGGAAGUACUGAACAGAAGUACUACAUCCAUAACCACCUGCAUUUUACUGUUAAGUACCACAAGGGCGACUCAGUAGACACUGCAAGAAUAGUUGGUUUCGAGGUUAGGCCAUACAGUGUUAAGCAUGAGUAUGAAGGUGAGUGGAGCGAGCAGAUUAGCUUGUCCACAUGCAACCCACAUGCUCAACGGUUUGUUGCAGAGGCUGAUGCUCCUCAAGAAAUUGAGGAAAACAAAGAGAUAAUCUUCACAUAUGAUGUGGAGUUUCAGGAAAGUCCUAUCAAGUGGGCAUACAGAUGGGAUACAUAUCUCCUGAUGAAUGAUGAUCAAAUCCACUGGUUCUCUAUUGUCAACUCUUUGAUGAUUGUCCUCUUCCUUUCGGGAAUGGUGGCAAUGAUCAUGCUCCGGACCUUGUACCGUGACAUUUCCAAGUAUAAUCAGUUGGAGACACAGGAAGAAGCCCAAGAAGAAACUGGGUGGAAAUUGGUCCAUGGGGAUGUCUUCAGGCCACCAAGCAACUCUGAUCUGCUGUGUGUGUAUGUUGGUACAGGGGUGCAAUUCUUUGGAAUGGUACUUGUUACAAUGAUCUUUGCAAUGCUUGGAUUCCUUUCCCCAUCAAACAGGGGUGGCUUGAUGACUGCAAUGCUGCUGCUUUGGGCUUUCAUGGGCUUAUUUGCUGGUUACUCUUCUGCUCGUCUUUACAAGAUGUUCAAGGGGACAGAAUGGAAGAAAGUCACACUCAAAACUGCUUUCAUGUUUCCUGGAGUUGUCUUUUCCAUUUUCUUCGUCCUAAACGCACUCAUCUGGGGGGAGAAGUCAUCUGGCGCAGUUCCCUUUGGAACCAUGUUUGCACUAGUCUUCCUUUGGUUUGGAAUAUCUGUGCCUCUUUUGUUUGUUGGCAGUUAUGUGGGAUUCAAAAAGCCUGCUAUUGAAGACCCAGUUAAGACAAACAAGAUUCCAAGGCAAAUUCCGGAACAGGCCUGGUACAUGAAUCCAACCUUCUCAAUUCUGAUUGGAGGCAUACUCCCAUUUGGAGCAGUUUUCAUUGAGCUCUUCUUCAUUCUCACAUCCAUUUGGCUUCACCAGUUCUAUUACAUCUUCGGCUUCCUCUUCAUUGUUUUCCUUAUUCUCAUCGUUACUUGUGCUGAGAUCACUGUUGUGCUUUGCUACUUCCAACUGUGUAGCGAGGACUAUCUAUGGUGGUGGAGGUCUUACUUAACGUCUGGUUCAUCGGCACUCUACCUCUUUCUUUAUGCAGCGUUCUACUUUUUCACGAAGCUUGAGAUUACAAAACCAGUUUCUGGAAUGCUGUACUUUGGUUAUAUGCUUAUUGCCUCAUAUGCCUUUUUUGUGCUAACGGGCACCAUCGGCUUCUACGCCUGCUUCUGGUUCACAAGGCUCAUAUAUUCGUCAGUUAAAAUAGAUUGACUGGCGUAGUUUCUUGCACUAUAUCAUUUUCAGAGCAGCGAGCAGGCAAGCAACGAGGGAUGCAGUCGAUUCUGGACAUCUUCUCCACCAAGUGAGCAUCUUCGAAGAAUUUUGUCUUUUAGUCUCAUUUAGAUUGCUCGCCAUUGGUUUAGGACAUGAUACAUUACCUGUAUGUUUUCUGUAGUUCCCAACAAGGUUUCUGUCCCCCCCCUUUUUUUUUCUUUUCACUGUUCUGGCCAUUGUUAAAGAAUGAAGGUGUUCUUGCAAUUGGCUAUAGGUACAGACUCUUGUUGACUUUAGCCAUUGUAGAACAAAAGCAUAACUAUUGAUUGUCUGUCUGGAAAUAUUGGGAAAGUAUAUGAAUUAUAUGUGA